AAAUUGUUUAGUCAGUCGAUGAAUAUUUCUCUUAUGCUUAUGAAAUAUUAACAUGGACAGAAAAACGUGUCAAAUCUGUUCAACCGGGAGUCAAACUUGAUAGUGGCUGUGAUUGUCGUGGUGAUGGGGCCAGACAGCGUCCAGAGUCCGGCCGCGCCCUGGCGGAAGGUGCUGUGGGAGCGCCAGCCCUACCCGGACAACUACGUGGAUCGGAGGUUCCUGGAGGAGUUGCGAAGGAACGAGGGCAUCCGUCAGUACCGAUACUGGGCCGUGGUGAGAGAGGCCGGCCUGGUGGCGCAGCAGCUGUCCUGCGUGGCAAUUUUCAUCACCCUCUGGCUCUACAUGGAACAGGGCCUACUGUCCCCAGAGAUUCUACUCGGAUCCAGCCUGGCAAGCGCCCUGCUGGGCUACGGACUGUACCAAGUCCUCACACCUCCGACGGAGUGCAACACCCGUACUCGUCUCACCGACCUACAGAGCGCCAUUAACUUCCUCUCCUUCACCUUUGGCUUCUCGCCGGUGCUAAAGACACUAACCGAGUCUGUGAGUACAGACACUGUGUACGCCAUGUCGGCGGUCAUGCUGCUGGCCCACCUGGUGUCGUUCCCGUACGCCCAUCCCUCGCCGCCCGGCAGCCUGUCCUUGAACGCGGCGCUUUUCGCCUCCGUCUGCCUGGCCUCCAGACUCCCGGGCGCCCUCCACACCUUCGCCAUGCUCAGCUGCGCCCUGCUGGUGUUCGCCCUGUGGCCGUGCCUGCUGCGGAGGAUAAGGGACAACGCUCCGAGCCACUUCACCGCAGUGUGCGCCGGGGUGAGCGCGGCGGGCACGGGCGGCCUGGCGUCGCAGUCGCCCGGCGGCGCCCUGCUCUUGUCCCUGGCGGUCCUGAGCGUGACGCUGCUUUGCCCCGCGCUGCUGGUGUGGCUGCAGAGGCACAAGGACAACAUCCAGGGGCCCUGGGACGAAGCGGAGAUCCGCGAGGACCUCAGCCACUUCCUCCGCUGAAGACCUAAGCACAUACAGCAGACACACUGGACACUUCAUUAGGUACACCGGCACUAUCAAGUGAGAGUUAGUACAUGGCUUGAAGAUUGUGCAGGUGAAGCGGUGUAUUCAAUCCACAGUACACCUUUUAGAUCAAGUCUACUCUUGGACAACUUAUCUGCGGGUAAAAGCUGUUUUUUAGUUGAAAAUGCUAUUUUAAUAUUUUAAAUGCUGACCUCAAUAGUUUAUGAAUCACUGGACACUUCAUUAGGUACACCGGCACUAUCGAAUGAGAGUUAAUACAUGGCUCGAAGAUUGUGCAGGUGAAGCGGUGUAUUGUUAUAUUUACUGUCAAUCCACCGUACACCUUUUAAAUCAGGUCUACUCUUGGACAACUUAUCUGCGGGUAAAAGCUGUUUUUUUUAGCUGAAACUGCUAUUUUAAUAUGUUAAAAUACUGACCUCAAUAGUUUAUGAAAUGUGUUAUGGACACAUGAUGCUAUUUUGCACACAUUUUUAACUGUCAUUACAUACCGUGGAUUUGCAAUGUUGAAUAUCAUAGUAUUGAUUACAAUACUGCCGUAUGAAGGGAAAAAAAGUGUCACCUGAAGCCUUUUAAUACAAUUCAUGGGUUGUCAAGUUAAAAAAACCUGUAAAUUGUUUAAGAAAACACUGGGAUUAUUUUAAUUUGGUCUGGGUUUUUCUUCACAUGUUUCAUGACAUCAGUGAGUUUCCUAUGUAUUCAGUUGCAGUAUUAGGAAUAACUGUUACUAAUUCUAACUUUGUGUAUUCAGGAGGCAACAAGGAGGCAUUAUAAUGUAGUUCAUGUAAAAGACAAGGACAUUAAGUGCAUGUCAAGUUUUUAAGAUGUUUCAAAAUAACAGACUUCCCUCGGUAACUAAACACAUAUAUGAAGGGCUGGUUCCGUUAUGAAUUAAUUACUUAUUGGGAGAAAGGAAGUACAUUUAUAACAGUAAUUUUCCCAUCUCGGUUGUGUAGUAACAUCUGCGUUUUGCCACUAUUUCUGACGUUUAGUGAUUUAACCUCUAGAGGGCAGCACACUACAACUACAGUAUAUAAAUGUAAUGUACCACCACUGAAGGUUAUUUUCCCAUUGACUCUUACUACAUCUGGUUUCAUAGACACUCACCGGCCACGACAUUAGGUACAGUUGCAUGAAAGCUACUAGGGGUGCACAAAAAAAUUAUUCAUUCAAAUUUUAAAUCGAUUUGUAAUUUUUAAAGUAUCGAUUAAAAAAAAUAUUUCAUUUUUUUUCAGUAAGAAUCCAUUUAAAGAAAUAAGAUUUAAGUCCAUCUCCGCACAACCAGAAGGAGCUUUUCUAACCUGUAACCUGUUUAUUUAUUAUAAUUAUACUAAAUAAUACAUUGCAAGAAUAGUGUUCAAUCGAGAAAGGAUCCUAUAUCGAAUAGUCGAUCCAGGAUUUGGGAUCGCAUCCGAUCGUUAGGUGCCCAAAGAUUGUAUUAUUUAUGAUAGUGCAAUCAUAUGUGCGCUAUAUGUAUUUAAAUUUUUUUAGUUUUAUUUGCAUUUUACUUUUGGUAAAAAUGCCGCCACUGAAGUGGUGAGUCGCCAAUGUAUCGGAGUCAUGCCAACCACGCCGCACAAAAAUAAAGAGGCCUCCUAGCUGCACUUUGCCGGCCGUCUCUGCAUUCUGGGGUCCAGAACAACACUGACAGACCACCGUAUUGUGGUUGUAGUCGGCAUUUGUGUACAAUUGUUACACACAGCUGUGGCAAAAUGUUCCAUACAACCUUUUCAGUAUCACCGCAGCCUACAGACACGCUUGGUUUCAGACAACCACAAUGUAUGCUACAAGGCAUCUUAUAUGUUAAAUGUGUAACUAAUGACGUGGCCAGUCAGUGAUUGUUUUGCCAGUUGCGACGAGCUCUGAAUUCACAACAGGUUCUCCGAAUUAAAGACAAUUGAUAUUCAAAAAUAAAACACCUCUUUAUUUAAAAAAAAAAAAAGGUUUUAAAAAUAGUGUUUCGCAGAAUAGCUGUUGUUUCUAUUUACACAGGCACUUGAGGAAAGUCAGCAGACAGCCGAGGACAUUCCUGCGACUGCGGCCAACGCGACUAUGAACAAAACAGGCUCACGAAUGGUGGCGGACGCUCCCGGUGGAGGGCGAGCCGGGGGAGGGGUGGACCGUGUCCUCCUACUUGGUGCUCGUUGGGAUGGCUGGAGCAGGCCUCCUGGGGGGAAAUGAUUGGAAUCAGUGAUUAAAAACCAACCACCAUGUUGUGUUCCCCAAAGCACCUUGUGAUUAACACACAGGGAAAGGAAAGGCUCGUGGAAAGAUGCUCAAAAUAUAGAUGCAACAUUCGGCUAACUUGCAUAACGACUCGCUGAAUAAUGCUUAGUUGUUGUUUUUCUUCAGUGCUUAAUAUGCAAGCCUGAACUUAUUUUGUCAUGCCACGGUCAUAAUGUAAAGUCGUCCCUUGCCACAUUGCGCUUCAAAUUUUGCGGCUUCACUGCAUUGUGGAUUUUUUAAUAAAACCAUUUUUGGCCUAAAUUACGCAUUUUUAAACAUACACAUGGCCAAACGAAGUAAACAUAUCAAUACCACUAGAUGAGACCAAACCAAUCAGAGCGCGCUGUUCAGUAUCUUCUUAUAAUCAAAAGACAGCAGUCAUUUCAAUGAGAUUAUUAGGUUACUUAGAAUGAAAAUAACAAAAAAAAUAUUGUUUCUCAUGAGCUAUGUACUAGUAUUGUAUGUCUGGGUGGGGUCCAGCUUUGGGAGUAAUUUGUACCCCUUUCAGAGAUCAUUAUUUCCCCUUAAAACAUUUGCAUGUUGCACAAUGAGAUGUAAACAGGGGCUUAAGUGCACAUUCCUGUAACUUUGU
Nerophis lumbriciformis (worm pipefish) is the source of this 3841-nucleotide messenger RNA. RefSeq names its product phosphatidylinositol glycan anchor biosynthesis, class C (gene pigc). Gene Ontology annotation, cellular component: glycosylphosphatidylinositol-N-acetylglucosaminyltransferase (GPI-GnT) complex; membrane. The record is from RefSeq and is a predicted model, not a curated record. Gene Ontology annotation, biological process: GPI anchor biosynthetic process. Lineage: Eukaryota; Metazoa; Chordata; Actinopteri; Syngnathiformes; Syngnathidae.